ACUCUCAGAACAGCAACCAACCAGCGCAGGCAAGAGGCAACCAGUUCAUCCUUGAGAACAUCCUUCUUUCUGUGUUCCGUUCCGUCCAUCACCAACGACAACCAGGCAAGCAGCAUAUAUAUUAUAUAACAAGACAAAAACAGCCCCAUUUUGAAGAAGAGAGGGACGACUGUUGGAGAUUGGAGAAGGUGGAAUACUGUUCAACAGAUGACUUAACUCUGUCCCCAAAAGGAGGGAAAAGUGCUACUAUUGAUACUUAUUUUAAGAGAAAGAAUAGUGAGUCUUUGUCCUCAUCUACUCCUAAUUUUGAAUUAUCAAAUAUUGAGACUCCUUCUCUAAAGUCUCCUAGUAUUGAAAAUAAAGAAGUGGUUAAAGAAGAUGAUCUUGCUUCAUUGGAAAGAGAUCCUGCACUACGCCCUCCGAUAUGGAAAUUUCCUAUAAAUCAACAAGAUGAAAUUCGUCGUGCGUAUCUUAAACUUGGUCCAUUUCAGUGCAAGCUUCAAAAUUAUCCUUUCUCUGGGCUAGAGAAGAAUCGACAUCACUUUUGCUCUUCCUGGUUUGAUUUGUUUCCAUCUUGGUUAGAGUAUUCUCGAACUAAAGAUGUUGCAUUUUGUUUGCCUUGUUAUUUAUUUAGUAAACCAGGCGGCAAUGGUCGUUUUGGACUUAGUACAUUUGUUGUUGAGGGAUUCAGAAGUUGGAAAAAGGUUAAUGAUGGAGAAAAUUGUGCUUUUCUGCGCCAUGUCAGAAAAAAUAUUAUCUCAAUGCAUAAAAAUGCUGUGAGAUCAUGUAGUGAUCUUAUGAACCAAUCUCAACAUAUUGAGAUAUUGGUUGAAAGACUUACUUCUCAGCAGAUUGCAGCUAAUCGUUUGAGACUACAAGUUUCUGUGGACGUGACAAGAUGGCUUGCUUUGCAAGGAUGUACUUUUAGAGGUCAUGAUGAAAACUUAGAUUCACUUAAUCGGGGUAAUUUUUUGGAGAUGAUAAAGUUUUUAGCUUCCUAUAAUCAAGAAGUUGCGUUGGUUGUUUUAGAAAAAGCUCCUCAAAAUGCUUCAUAUAGUUCCCCUCGAAUUCAAAAGGAAAGUCUUCAUGUUUUCUCUCAAAAGGUAAAGGACACAAUACGAGAAGAAAUCUCCAACGCCAAGUUUUGUCUUAUUGUUGAUGAAGCUAGUGAUGUAUCUAAAAAAGAGCAUAUGGCUAUUGUUUUGAGAUUCGUAGAUAAAGAUGGUUUUAUACGGGAAAGAUUUUUUGGUCUUGUACAUGUGGAAAAUACACGUGCUAAGACUUUGAAACAAGGACUAUGUAACUCUCUUCGUCACCAUAAUCUUGAUGUUCAAAAUAUUCGGGGACAAGGGUAUGAUGGAGCUAGCAAUAUGCGAGCUCAUCGCCUUCAACUUGCCUUGGUUGCUGCAUCUCAUGAGCGUAAUGAUGAGUUAAGGGUUGCCCAAACAAAGAAAACUGCAAGAAUGAUUGCUAUUGAUGAACUCGAAUCAGGAGUUGGUCUUAAUCAGGUUGGUACUUUGCAUCGAGUUGGAGCUACUCGUUGGAGUUGUCAUUACAAUUCGAUAUGCAGUUUGUUUCAAAUGUUUAAAGCCACAUGUGAAGUUCUUGAUAAUAUUUCUAAUGAAGGAAAGACAGCAUCACAUCAUGGAGAUGCAGAUAAUGCAUACUCAUCAUUGACAUCUUUUAAUUUUGUCAUCAUAUUGCACCUUAUGAAGGAAAUUAUGGGUAUUACUGAAGUCCUUUGUCAAGCUUUGCAACUAAAAAAACAUGGCAUUGACAUUCCAGAUAUGAGUGCAAAAUAUAUUGGAAGGAGAGGUUGUGCUCGAAAUGAACAAGGUGAUUUUUCUACUGAGAAAUUUUACAGGGUAAAUAUCUUUUGUGCUACAAUUGAUUAUCAAUUACAAGAACUAAAUAUCAGGUUCAAUGAUAAUACUGUUGAAUUACUUACUUUGAGCAGGACUUUAGAUCCAAGAAAAAAGUACAAGUCAUUUAAUAGUGAUGAUAUUUGUAAACUUGUUGAUAAAUUUUAUUCUAGAGAUUUCACAGAACAGGAAAAAUUGCAUUUGAAGAUGGAGUUACAACAUUUUGACCUUGACAUUCCUAAACAUCCAGAUUUGAUUAAUUUAUCAACUACUUCUGAAUUAUGUCAAGGGCUAGCAAGAACUGGAAAAUCCAAUAUUUACCCUCUUAUUGAUAGAGUGAUUAGACUUGUACUCACUCUUCCAGUUUCUACACCAACCACUGAAAGAUCUUUCUCAGCUAUGAAGAUAAUCAAGACCAGGCUUCGAAAUAGAAUGGAAGACAUUCGAUAG
This is a messenger RNA of Gastrolobium bilobum, 2312 nucleotides long. RefSeq lists its product as uncharacterized. Gene Ontology annotation, molecular function: protein dimerization activity. The record is from RefSeq and is a predicted model, not a curated record. The transcript is spliced from 7 exons. The annotation marks the transcript as partial. NCBI's taxonomy places the organism in Eukaryota, Viridiplantae, Streptophyta, Magnoliopsida, Fabales, Fabaceae.